GGGAGUUUAGUUUUCAGUUUCGUUUCGGGCAGUGCAGAUCUGCAUCCAAAGACAGUGCUUCAAAACUGAAUUUAAGUUUUCAAAAGUGCAUUUUACUUGCUUGGAAGGAAGAAAAGCAAACAAGAGACUACAAUGAAAGUGGUGAUCAUUAAUGUGUUGAUCGUGGCGCUUUUGGCGCCACAAGUGGCGAACGCUGUGUCGUUCUGUCCAAAUCGGUGCGUGUGUGACGACGUUAAACUGCACGUGACUUGCGGUGAAGGCGAAUUGGAUGUGUUACCGAUCGCGUUGAAUCCGGCCAUCCAGCGGUUGGUGAUAAAGUUUAAUCGAAUUAAGGCGAUCGACUCGUCAAUCCAGUUCUACUCAGAGCUUACGAUGUUGGAUUUGAGCUACAAUCACCUCCUCGGAGUUCCGGAGCGGAUUUUCCUGUACCAGAAGCAGCUGCUGCAGCUUCACUUGAACAACAACAAAAUUGGAGUGAUUACCAAUAAAACAUUCCAUGGAUUAAACGAGCUGCGAGUGCUAAAUGUGCGUGGGAAUUUUAUCAACGAGGUGACGGAAAACAUGUUUACAACUUUACCAAAAUUGGAAGAGCUGAAUCUUGGUCAGAACCGCAUUGAAGUUUUGCAUCCCAAGGCAUUCGAGGGGUUAACGAGUUUGAGAAUCCUGCACUUAGACGAUAACUCGAUAAAUAUGAUUCCGAGUUUGUCUCUACACCCUUUGAACAUGCUUGCGGAGUUAUAUCUCGGAAUGAACAACUUGAACCAGAUUCAGCCGGGAGCGUUUGAAGGAUUGAAACAGCUGAGACGCUUGGACGUGCGCGGAUCAAUGUUGAUCAACAUUACAAUUGGCACCUUUCGUGGUCUGGAGAACCUACGGUCGCUAGAUGUGUCCGACAAUCAUCUACUCAAAGUUCCCACGGUUCAGCUGAGCGGACUGAAGCGUUUGGAGGAGCUGAAGAUUGGGCAGAACGACUUCGACAUCAUCCCAGAAGGCGCUUUCUACGGGUUGUUCAGCUUACGAAAGAUUGACAUUUCCGGAUCGCUAAACCUGAAACGAGUUCAAGCGGGUGCUUUUUCGGCCAAUACAAAUCUCGACACCAUCGUGAUCGCAUCUAACAAGAUUCUGUCGGACAUUGAGGAAGGCGCAUUUUCUGGACUUCCACACAUCGAGAACGUUAUCUUGCGAGACAAUGCGAUUCGCAGCGUACGCGAGGAGCUUCUUCCGUGGAAACAACUGCGCAACUUUGACAUUUCUGAGAAUCCGUUGGUCUGCAAUUGUCAUCUGCAGUGGUUGAGGAAUUUGCUGAGACAGAAGGCAAUCGAAACGGAGCAGAGUCAAGUCAUCUGUGAAUACCCUGAGCGGCUACGCGGCGAAGCAUUACGUGAGAUCAAUUCCGAACUUCUGGGAUGUCAUCAACGCCCAUCACGAGAAAGAGCAGUAGUAGGAGCAGUUGUGGUUGCUUCUGCCGCUUCCGUGGCUACCUUCGUUCUAGUGGCCUAUCGUCUUCGCCACAGAUUGGUCGACAUGCUGGGACCAAACUGGCACAACAAACGCAACUCACUCAAGGAGGAGAAGGAUUUGGAGUUUGGAAAGUGUUUCGAAGAGAUUGAAUAUCAUGAACCGAAUUUCAACGUCUACAGCUACCAUUGCCAACACCAAGUGCAGCAGCAUCUACCAUCCUGCCCUCAACGAACGUUUGACCACCACAUCUACGAGAUGCCGAUUCCAGUUUCCGACCUGUGAAACUUUCAUCACCGAAAGGACCAUUCAGGUCGUGGAUAAUCAUCACGCUGAACUCGCACUCACUGGAGGGCCUCACUUCCGGUCUUCAAUUUGCAUGCUCGACAACAGAGACACACGGAUCGCUCGAAGGCUUUUUUGAGAAGCAGCAGCUUGCCAUUUUACGUACCGCAGCAUCGGCAAUGGUGGGAUCCCGUCGCGAAGAAUUUGAAUAUUAACUGUUCAUCAACAUCAAACGGGGUUAGGGGACUGGUUCGUCUCGGUAAAGUAUGCCCCCGUCAUCCCAACGGGGACGAAGAAAAAGGAACAUGAGAAAAAUAAAUGAGUUCAUUAAUUUAUUUUAAAAACAAUCAUAAAA
Armigeres subalbatus is the source of this 2098-nucleotide messenger RNA. RefSeq names its product leucine-rich repeats and immunoglobulin-like domains protein 1. Gene Ontology annotation, cellular component: extracellular matrix. The coding region runs from base 133 to 1743 and encodes 536 amino acids. Gene Ontology annotation, molecular function: protein binding. The transcript has a single exon. The record is from RefSeq and is a predicted model, not a curated record. NCBI's taxonomy places the organism in Eukaryota, Metazoa, Arthropoda, Insecta, Diptera, Culicidae.